Molecule: messenger RNA, 486 nt
Organism: Monoraphidium neglectum
Lineage: Eukaryota; Viridiplantae; Chlorophyta; Chlorophyceae; Sphaeropleales; Selenastraceae
Product: 50S ribosomal protein L19
Exons: 5
Coding region: 1-486 (161 amino acids)
Biological process (GO): translation
Cellular component (GO): ribosome
Molecular function (GO): structural constituent of ribosome
Source: RefSeq, a predicted model, not a curated record
AUGCUGUCCCAAAAUACUUUAAUGCAACAGCGGCCCUUCGUGGCCAGCACAGGCCUCCGGGCGCCUCCACGGUUCCCAGUGGCUCACAGUGUGCGUGGGCUGGCACCUCUGGUGGAUGAGUUGAAAGCGGCCCAGGCUCGGACCGGCCUGCCCGACGUUCAGAUUGGCGACAGCGUGCGCAUCGGCCUGCUGGUCCAGGAGGCGAAGAGCUCUCGUGUGCAGCGGGUGGAUGGCACCGUCAUCGCCAUGGCGGGCAGCGGCAGCACCAAGACGUUUGUGGUGCGGCGCAUCUUCCAGGGUGUUGGUGUUGAGCUGAGCAUCAUGCUGCACUCCCCUGUUUUGUCAUCCGUGGAGAUCGUGCGUCGCGGCAAAGUUCGCAGGGCCAAGCUCUACUACCUGCGCGAGCUCACGGGCAAGAGCGCGCGCCUCAAGGAGAUCUUUGUCACCAAGGGCGACAAGGCGGCGAAGGCGGCCAGAAUCGGCUGA